AUGGACAACCACCUGGGAUGCCUCAGGUACGGCCCGGCCCGGCUGGGGCGCCCCCCGGGCCCAGCCGCGCUCCCGCCGCCCCGGCUCCCUUCCCUCAUCCGGCGCUCCGGGGAGCCACGCGUGGCUACCCGCGUGCCCAGGGGCAAGGCCAGCCGCUGGUUCGGGUUGUCCCGCAGUCCGAAGGCGGCCAAGGCCAGCGUGAACAUCCUGCAGCAGGAGGAGCUCAUCGCCCAGAAGAAGCGGGAGAUCGAGGCCCGGCUGGAGCAGCAGGCGAGGCAGAACUCCCUGAGCAUCCCCCAGCUCCCCCUGCUCGGAGACGAGGAUGGAUCCGAAGGCGACGCCUCCGUGUCCAACAAGUUCGUGAACGACGGGAGUUUCCUGCAGCAGUUCCUCAAGCUCCAGAAGGAAAAGUCAAAUGGACAGGACUACGAGCAGUGGCUGGAGAUCAAAGUUCUGCCCCCAGAGGACGUGGAGACCCGGGAGGUGGUGGAAAAGCUGGCCAGGUUCGUGGCUGAAGGGGGCCCCGAGCUAGAGAAGGUCGCUAUGGAGGACUACAAGGAUAAUCCGGCGUUUUCGUUUUUGCACGAUAAGAACAGCAGAGAAUUCCUUUACUACAGGAAGAAAGUGGCUGAGAUAAGAAAAGAGACUCAAAGCUCUCAGGCAUCCUCUUCCCAGAAAGUUUCACCCCCAGAGGACGAGGAGACGAGGAAUUCGGCGGAAAAGCUGGCCAAGUUUGUGGCAGCCGGGGGGCCCGAGGCGGAGGCAAUUGCCCUGCAGAACAACAGAGAGAACCCUGCUUUCAGGAGGAUCCCAGUGUUAAACCCUUCAAGUGUUAGACUGAUCCCACCAAAAGGGAGGAUUUUAGGGGACUUGGAAACAGGCAGGUUUCCCGUGUGGAGGAUUUGGGUUCAGGACCUGAAGGGCCUUGGCUACGAGAAGGGGAAGCCCGUGGGGCUGGUGGGGGUCACCGAGCUCUCCGAGGCCCAGAAGAAGCAGCUGAAGGAGCAGCAGGAGAUGCAGCAGAUGUACGACAUGAUCAUGAAGCACAAACGGGCCAUGCAGGAGAUGCAGCUGAUGUGGGAAAAGGCCAUCCAGCAGCACCAGCACGGCUACGACAGCGACGAGGAGGUGGACAGCGAGCUGGGCACCUGGGAGCACCAGCUGAGGCGCAUGGAGAUGGACAAGACACGAGAGUGGGCCGAGCAGCUGACCCAGAUGGGCAGAGGGAAACAUUUCAUCGGGGAUUUCCUCCCGCCCGACGAGCUGGAGAAGUUCAUGGAGACCUUCAAGGCGCUGAAGGAGGGCCGGGAGCCGGAUUACUCGGAGUACAAGGAGUUCAAGCUGACCGUGGAGAACAUCGGCUACCAGAUGCUCAUGAAGAUGGGCUGGAAGGAAGGAGAGGGGCUGGGAUCAGAGGGGCAGGGCAUCAAGAACCCUGUCAGCAAGGGAACCACGGCCGUGGAUGGGGCUGGAUUCGGGAUCGACCGCCCUGCGGAGCUCACCAAGGAGGACGACGAGUACGAGGCCUUCCGCAAGAGGAUGAUGUUGGCCUAUCGCUUCAGACCCAACCCCCUGAACAACCCACGGCGACCCUAUUACUGAGGAGGCUCCAGGGCCGGGGGCUGGGAGAGGAGUUUUGCUCCCUGACUGUGAAAUGUUGCGGAACCGCUUCGUCCCUCCCUCCUUUCCCGGUAUUGUCCCAACUCCCCGAGGCCACAGCACCUCCUCCAUCCCAGGGGAAAGGCCUGGGAGCCCUCCCAGGUGCCCCCAGGGGGGCAGGGACGGGGGUUUUCGGGGAGGGAACCUCCAAGGGCAGCACCAAAGAUCCCCCAGGGAGGAGUUCAGGGCA
This is a messenger RNA of Manacus vitellinus (golden-collared manakin), 1849 nucleotides long. RefSeq names its product SURP and G-patch domain containing 1 (gene SUGP1). Gene Ontology annotation, molecular function: RNA binding. The coding region runs from base 1 to 1602 and encodes 533 amino acids. Gene Ontology annotation, cellular component: nucleoplasm. Lineage: Eukaryota; Metazoa; Chordata; Aves; Passeriformes; Pipridae. Gene Ontology annotation, biological process: RNA processing. The transcript has 14 exons. The record is from RefSeq and is a predicted model, not a curated record.